Erigeron canadensis is the source of this 1173-nucleotide messenger RNA. Its product is annotated as type III polyketide synthase B. Bases 1 to 1173 code for a protein of 390 amino acids. Gene Ontology annotation, molecular function: acyltransferase activity, transferring groups other than amino-acyl groups. The transcript is spliced from 3 exons. The record is from RefSeq and is a predicted model, not a curated record. Lineage: Eukaryota; Viridiplantae; Streptophyta; Magnoliopsida; Asterales; Asteraceae. Gene Ontology annotation, biological process: polyketide biosynthetic process.
AUGUGCGUGAACCUGAAAUUGAAGGAGAAACGGUUGGCUAGUGAUGGAAAAGCUAACAUCUUGGCUCUUGGCAAGGCAUUUCCUAACCAGCUUGUUAUGCAGGAUUUGCUUGUUGAUGGCUAUUUUAAAGACACCAACUGUGAUGAUCCUGAACUCAAGCGGAAACUGACUCGACUAUGUAAAACUACAACAGUGAAAACAAGAUAUGUGGUUAUGUCACAAGAGAUACUUAAGAAGUACCCUGAGUUAGCACUUGAAGGCCUGCCAACAGUCACACAACGACUUGACAUUUGCAACAAGGCUGUCACACAAAUGGCCAUUGAAGCCUCAGAAGCUUGCAUAAAAAAAUGGGGUCGGCCCGUAUCUGACAUCACCCACUUGGUCUAUGUAUCCUCUAGUGAAGCCCGUUUCCCAGGAGGUGACAUUUACUUAGCCAAAGGGAUUGGGCUAAGCCCAGACACUAACCGUGUCAUGCUUUACUUCUCGGGCUGCUCAGGAGGAGUAGCUGGGCUUCGUGUUGCUAAAGAUAUAGCUGAAAACAAUCCGGGAAGCAGAGUCUUGUUAGCAACCUCGGAAACCACUAUUAUUGGGUACAAACCACCGAAUGUCAACCGGCCUUAUGACUUAGUUGGGGUUGCACUUUUUGGAGAUGGCGCUGGUGCAAUGAUAAUCGGGUCAAAACCUACUAGGCUUGAAAGGCCAUUGUUUGAGUUGCAAACCGCCAUACAAAAUUUCUUGCCCGACACUGAAAAAGUCAUUGAUGGGAGGUUAACUGAAGAAGGAAUAAGCUUCAGGUUAGAUAGAGAGCUUCCUGAGAUCAUUGAGAACAAUGUGAAGGGAUUCUGUGACAAGUUGUUGGGCCAUUUUGGGUGUGAUGAUAUUGCCUACAAUGACUUCUUUUGGGCCGUGCACCCUGGUGGACCAGCCAUAUUGAAUAGAAUAGAGAAAAAGUUUGACUUAUGGCCUGAAAAAUUAAAUGCAAGUAGAAGAGCACUGGCAGAUUAUGGAAAUGCAAGUAGUAAUACAAUUGUGUAUGUGCUGGAAUACUUGAUAGAAGAAAGUUUGAAGAGGAAGAAUGAAGGACAAGACUGUGGGCAUGAGUUGGGUCUGAUUUUGGCUUUUGGGCCUGGGGUUACAUUUGAAGGCAUUCUUACAAAGAACCUGAUUGUGUGA